CGCGCUCAACUUUUGCGGCCAUGCCUCCCAGCACUAAAAAGCGGUCCGCGCGCUCAGCACCGGCGAAUAUUGCUCCAGCGAAGAAGCGCAAGCUGAGCCAGAAGGGUAAGGAGAAGGCGCCCAAGAAAGUGAAGGCGUCGGAGCGCAAGACGGUUCCCCUUCCCCCUACUGCGAACGACGAUAGCGAUGGAGAUGUGUCAGAGGAGAAUUUGGAGCUGCUGGAUAAUUAUGGCCAGGCAGCUACCUUUCUGACAUCGCUCGAUGCGAAAGCCAUAUCACGGAGCAAAUCAGAGACCCAGAGAUUACACGAGCUACACAAACCUCAGCGCCCCAAGGUCGCCGUCGACGAUGAUCUACCCUCCAUCGACUCUGAUGGCGAGAUGGACGAUGGCCAGGUUUGGAGCUCCGACGUACCUGACGAUGAAGGGGACCUCAGCGACGAAGACGAUGAAGACGUGCUGGAUUCUGACUCAGAUGCUGAGAUGCCCUAUGAAGCUGCCCCUCGCGCAGCCUUCAAGCCUCCGAAGGAGUCGAACGCCAUCUCGCGCCUUCCGAUCAAACUAGCGGACGGACGCGUUCAGAAGACUGGAGCUCAGCCCGCAGCACCCCUGUCAUCCGGCGAAGACACAGACGAGUCCUCUGAAGAAGAAGAGCGAGAGCUUCCACCGAAGCACAACGUCGAAGACGUCUCGACUGGCGCACGCUUCGGUCGUCCGGCUGUUGCCGACGUGAUCAGCACCAAGUCGCGUAAAGCACGACUACAACUGGCGAAAGAUCAGAUUGCCAGCAUCUGCCAGGACAUUGUAGCCGAUCCGGAGAACAGCUUAGGUCUGCUUAAGCGUCUGCAUAGUUUCUCCCUGCCCAGCAUCACCACCCCCACGCAGUCUGAGCCCGUACCCAAUGACCCCAUCAUCCGAAAAUUGGCCAUCCUAUCUCAGCUUGCCGUCUUCAAGGACAUCAUCCCUGGCUACCGGAUACGCGCCCUGACUGACAAGGAAAAGGCCGAGAAGGUCAGCCAGCAGGUCGCACGCCAGCGCGAAUACGAGCAGGGCCUAGUCGGCGUGUACCAGGCUUACUUGCGCGCCCUAGAAGCCGAGAUCAAGGCCCGCUCCGAACUUGCGGAAGUCGCCUUGCAGUCUAUGUGCGCCCUGCUCAAGGAAGUCACCCACUUCAACUUCCGCACCAACCUCAUGAGCUGCAUCGUUGCCCGCCUCUCCAAGAAAUCCUGGGACGCCUCCUCUGACCUCUGCCUUGCCACCAUCAACGCCGUCUUCCGCGCUGACCAGUACGGCACGCCCUCCCUCGAGUUCGUCCGCCUCAUCAAUCGUAUGGUGAAGGAGAAGCACUUCCAGGUGCACCCGAACACGCUCAGCUGCCUGACGAAUUUGCGCUUGAUGCGCGAGCUUGGGAAUGUGCGCGCGAGUCAAAGUCGCGUGGACCGGGAACAAGAGCAGGGAAAGGGGAAAGGGAAGAAGGGCAAGAAGGGGGAUAAGCCGUAUUUGAGCAAGAAGGCGCGCAAGAACGAGAAGGAGCGCAAGGAGAUUGAGAAGGAGAUGAAAGAGGCGGAGGAGGUUGUUGACCGGGAAGAGCGGCAAGCAACGCAUACGGAGACCUUAAAGUUGAUCUUCGUGCUAUACUUCCGCAUACUGAAGCAGCCGACGUAUACACCGCUCUUGCCAGCAGCACUGCGUGGAAUCGCUCGUUUUGCCCACCUCGUCAACAUCGAAUUCUUCCGUGACCUAAUGGCCGUGCUGCGGGAGAUUGUGGACGGUCGAGGCGCACCGGCCGCUGGCGAGCAGGACGCUGAUCAUGAGAAUGGUGCCGACCUCUACGUUCGUUUACUGUGCAUCAACACCGCCUUCGAGUUGCUUUCGGGGCAAGGCGAGGCCUUGAACAUCGACUUAAGCGACUUCUACACCAGACUAUAUGCCCUCACCAUCCCAUUAUCUAUGCACGUCGCCUACGCGCCGCACUCCUCAGCCCAUGGCAUUCAAUCCUCACCCAACGACAUCGCCAACCUCCUCCUCACCAUGCUCAGCAAGCAUCCUCCCCCACGCGCCCUCAUGCCCGCCUUCGCCAAACGCCUCUGCACCGCCUGCCUCGUCCUCCCUGCGGCCGCUGCCGUGCAAGCGCUUGACGUCGUGCGCACCUUCACCGUCCGCGACACUCGCCUGCAGGGCAUGAUCGUCGGCGACGGCGGCGACGAGGGCGGCUACGAUGGCGUGCGCGGGCGCAAGGUCACGGUGGCCACGGGACUGUCCGCCACCGGGAGCAUAUUUGGCGCCGCGCUGGAUGACCCGACGCUCGUUGACCCACUCAGUCGGUCGUCGGCAUUGUGGGAGGUGACGAUGCUGGCUCACCACAGCCACGAUGGCGUCCGGGAGGCCGCUGCAAAGUUGAUAGCGGCAGGGAAGGGGGAGUUGGAUUAGGUUCCUUUCUACGACCUGUACACUUGUACGUUUCCCAAUUGCCUAGUCCACUGUACUCAUGAUUACCCCUGUUAUCUCCCGGGAAAUGCCGGCGGCCAUAAAAGCCUCCGCGGAAGUAGAUCGUCG
Schizophyllum commune H4-8 is the source of this 2555-nucleotide messenger RNA. RefSeq names its product NOC3p-domain-containing protein. The transcript is spliced from 7 exons. The coding region runs from base 21 to 2429 and encodes 802 amino acids. Gene Ontology annotation, biological process: DNA replication initiation. Gene Ontology annotation, molecular function: chromatin binding. Gene Ontology annotation, cellular component: nucleolus. The record is from RefSeq and is a predicted model, not a curated record. NCBI's taxonomy places the organism in Eukaryota, Fungi, Basidiomycota, Agaricomycetes, Agaricales, Schizophyllaceae.